AUGGGGGGGGGGGGGGGGGGGGGGGGGGGGGGGGGGGGGGGGGGGGGGGGGGGGGGGGGGGGGGGGGGGGGGGGGGGGGGGGGGGGGGGGGGGGGGGGGGGGGGGGGGGGGGGGGGGGGGGGGGGGGGGGGGGGGGGGGGGGGGGGGGGGGGGGGGGGGGGGGGGGGGGGGGGGGGGGGGGGGGGGGGGGGGGGGGGGGGGGGGGGGGGGGGGGGGGGGGGGGGGGGGGGGGGGGGGGGGGGGGGGGGGGGGGGGGGGGGGGGGGGGGGGGGGGGGGGGGGGGGGGGGGGGGGGGGGGGGGGGGGGGGGGGGGGGGGGGGGGGGGGGGGGGGGGGGGGGGGGGGGGGGGGGGGGGGGGGGGGGGGGGGGGGGGGGGGGGGGGGGGGGGGGGGGGGGGGGGGGGGGGGGGGGGGGGGGGGGGGGGGGGGGGGGGGGGGGGGGGGGGGGGGGGGGGGGGGGGGGGGGGGGGGGGGGGGGGGGGGGGGGGGGGGGGGGGGGGGGGGGGGGGGGGGGGGGGGGGGGGGGGGGGGGGGGGGGGGGGGGGGGGGGGGGGGGGGGGGGGGGGGGGGGGGGGGGGGGGGGGGGGGGGGGGGGGGGGGGGGGGGGGGGGGGGGGGGGGGGGGGGGGGGGGGGGGGGGGGGGGGGGGGGGGGGGGGGGGGGGGGGGGGGGGGGGGGGGGGGGGGGGGGGGGGGGGGGGGGGGGGGGGGGGGGGGGGGGGGGGGGGGGGGGGGGGGGGGGGGGGGGGGGGGGGGGGGGGGGGGGGGGGGGGGGGGGGGGGGGGGGGGGGGGGGGGGGGGGGGGGGGGGGGGGGGGGGGGGGGGGGGGGGGGGGGGGGGGGGGGGGGGGGGGGGGGGGGGGGGGGGGGGGGGGGGGGGGGGGGGGGGGGGGGGGGGGGGGGGGGGGGGGGGGGGGGGGGGGGGGGGGGGGGGGGGGGGGGGGGGGGGGGGGGGGGGGGGGGGGGGGGGGGGGGGGGGGGGGGGGGGGGGGGGGGGGGGGGGGGGGGGGGGGGGGGGGGGGGGGGGGGGGGGGGGGGGGGGGGGGGGGGGGGGGGGGGGGGGGGGGGGGGGGGGGGGGGGGGGGGGGGGGGGGGGGGGGGGGGGGGGGGGGGGGGGGGGGGGGGGGGGGGGGGGGGGGGGGGGGGGGGGGGGGGGGGGGGGGGGGGGGGGGGGGGGGGGGGGGGGGGGGGGGGGGGGGGGGGGGGGGGGGGGGGGGGGGGGGGGGGGGGGGGGGGGGGGGGGGGGGGGGGGGGGGGGGGGGGGGGGGGGGGGGGGGGGGGGGGGGGGGGGGGGGGGGGGGGGGGGGGGGGGGGGGGGGGGGGGGGGGGGGGGGGGGGGGGGGGGGGGGGGGGGGGGGGGGGGGGGGGGGGGGGGGGGGGGGGGGGGGGGGGGGGGGGGGGGGGGGGGGGGGGGGGGGGGGGGGGGGGGGGGGGGGGGGGGGGGGGGGGGGGGGGGGGGGGGGGGGGGGGGGGGGGGGGGGGGGGGGGGGGGGGGGGGGGGGGGGGGGGGGGGGGGGGGGGGGGGGGGGGGGGGGGGGGGGGGGGGGGGGGGGGGGGGGGGGGGGGGGGGGGGGGGGGGGGGGGGGGGGGGGGGGGGGGGGGGGGGGGGGGGGGGGGGGGGGGGGGGGGGGGGGGGGGGGGGGGGGGGGGGGGGGGGGGGGGGGGGGGGGGGGGGGGGGGGGGGGGGGGGGGGGGGGGGGGGGGGGGGGGGGGGGGGGGGGGGGGGGGGGGGGGGGGGGGGGGGGGGGGGGGGGGGGGGGGGGGGGGGGGGGGGGGGGGGGGGGGGGGGGGGGGGGGGGGGGGGGGGGGGGGGGGGGGGGGGGGGGGGGGGGGGGGGGGGGGGGGGGGGGGGGGGGGGGGGGGGGGGGGGGGGGGGGGGGGGGGGGGGGGGGGGGGGGGGGGGGGGGGGGGGGGGGGGGGGGGGGGGGGGGGGGGGGGGGGGGGGGGGGGGGGGGGGGGGGGGGGGGGGGGGGGGGGGGGGGGGGGGGGGGGGGGGGGGGGGGGGGGGGGGGGGGGGGGGGGGGGGGGGGGGGGGGGGGGGGGGGGGGGGGGGGGGGGGGGGGGGGGGGGGGGGGGGGGGGGGGGGGGGGGGGGGGGGGGGGGGGGGGGGGGGGGGGGGGGGGGGGGGGGGGGGGGGGGGGGGGGGGGGGGGGGGGGGGGGGGGGGGGGGGGGGGGGGGGGGGGGGGGGGGGGGGGGGGGGGGGGGGGGGGGGGGGGGGGGGGGGGGGGGGGGGGGGGGGGGGGGGGGGGGGGGGGGGGGGGGGGGGGGGGGGGGGGGGGGGGGGGGGGGGGGGGGGGGGGGGGGGGGGGGGGGGGGGGGGGGGGGGGGGGGGGGGGGGGGGGGGGGGGGGGGGGGGGGGGGGGGGGGGGGGGGGGGGGGGGGGGGGGGGGGGGGGGGGGGGGGGGGGGGGGGGGGGGGGGGGGGGGGGGGGGGGGGGGGGGGGGGGGGGGGGGGGGGGGGGGGGGGGGGGGGGGGGGGGGGGGGGGGGGGGGGGGGGGGGGGGGGGGGGGGGGGGGGGGGGGGGGGGGGGGGGGGGGGGGGGGGGGGGGGGGGGGGGGGGGGGGGGGGGGGGGGGGGGGGGGGGGGGGGGGGGGGGGGGGGGGGGGGGGGGGGGGGGGGGGGGGGGGGGGGGGGGGGGGGGGGGGGGGGGGGGGGGGGGGGGGGGGGGGGGGGGGGGGGGGGGGGGGGGGGGGGGGGGGGGGGGGGGGGGGGGGGGGGGGGGGGGGGGGGGGGGGGGGGGGGGGGGGGGGGGGGGGGGGGGGGGGGGGGGGGGGGGGGGGGGGGGGGGGGGGGGGGGGGGGGGGGGGGGGGGGGGGGGGGGGGGGGGGGGGGGGGGGGGGGGGGGGGGGGGGGGGGGGGGGGGGGGGGGGGGGGGGGGGGGGGGGGGGGGGGGGGGGGGGGGGGGGGGGGGGGGGGGGGGGGGGGGGGGGGGGGGGGGGGGGGGGGGGGGGGGGGGGGGGGGGGGGGGGGGGGGGGGGGGGGGGGGGGGGGGGGGGGGGGGGGGGGGGGGGGGGGGGGGGGGGGGGGGGGGGGGGGGGGGGGGGGGGGGGGGGGGGGGGGGGGGGGGGGGGGGGGGGGGGGGGGGGGGGGGGGGGGGGGGGGGGGGGGGGGGGGGGGGGGGGGGGGGGGGGGGGGGGGGGGGGGGGGGGGGGGGGGGGGGGGGGGGGGGGGGGGGGGGGGGGGGGGGGGGGGGGGGGGGGGGGGGGGGGGGGGGGGGGGGGGGGGGGGGGGGGGGGGGGGGGGGGGGGGGGGGGGGGGGGGGGGGGGGGGGGGGGGGGGGGGGGGGGGGGGGGGGGGGGGGGGGGGGGGGGGGGGGGGGGGGGGGGGGGGGGGGGGGGGGGGGGGGGGGGGGGGGGGGGGGGGGGGGGGGGGGGGGGGGGGGGGGGGGGGGGGGGGGGGGGGGGGGGGGGGGGGGGGGGGGGGGGGGGGGGGGGGGGGGGGGGGGGGGGGGGGGGGGGGGGGGGGGGGGGGGGGGGGGGGGGGGGGGGGGGGGGGGGGGGGGGGGGGGGGGGGGGGGGGGGGGGGGGGGGGGGGGGGGGGGGGGGGGGGGGGGGGGGGGGGGGGGGGGGGGGGGGGGGGGGGGGGGGGGGGGGGGGGGGGGGGGGGGGGGGGGGGGGGGGGGGGGGGGGGGGGGGGGGGGGGGGGGGGGGGGGGGGGGGGGGGGGGGGGGGGGGGGGGGGGGGGGGGGGGGGGGGGGGGGGGGGGGGGGGGGGGGGGGGGGGGGGGGGGGGGGGGGGGGGGGGGGGGGGGGGGGGGGGGGGGGGGGGGGGGGGGGGGGGGGGGGGGGGGGGGGGGGGGGGGGGGGGGGGGGGGGGGGGGGGGGGGGGGGGGGGGGGGGGGGGGGGGGGGGGGGGGGGGGGGGGGGGGGGGGGGGGGGGGGGGGGGGGGGGGGGGGGGGGGGGGGGGGGGGGGGGGGGGGGGGGGGGGGGGGGGGGGGGGGGGGGGGGGGGGGGGGGGGGGGGGGGGGGGGGGGGGGGGGGGGGGGGGGGGGGGGGGGGGGGGGGGGGGGGGGGGGGGGGGGGGGGGGGGGGGGGGGGGGGGGGGGGGGGGGGGGGGGGGGGGGGGGGGGGGGGGGGGGGGGGGGGGGGGGGGGGGGGGGGGGGGGGGGGGGGGGGGGGGGGGGGGGGGGGGGGGGGGGGGGGGGGGGGGGGGGGGGGGGGGGGGGGGGGGGGGGGGGGGGGGGGGGGGGGGGGGGGGGGGGGGGGGGGGGGGGGGGGGGGGGGGGGGGGGGGGGGGGGGGGGGGGGGGGGGGGGGGGGGGGGGGGGGGGGGGGGGGGGGGGGGGGGGGGGGGGGGGGGGGGGGGGGGGGGGGGGGGGGGGGGGGGGGGGGGGGGGGGGGGGGGGGGGGGGGGGGGGGGGGGGGGGGGGGGGGGGGGGGGGGGGGGGGGGGGGGGGGGGGGGGGGGGGGGGGGGGGGGGGGGGGGGGGGGGGGGGGGGGGGGGGGGGGGGGGGGGGGGGGGGGGGGGGGGGGGGGGGGGGGGGGGGGGGGGGGGGGGGGGGGGGGGGGGGGGGGGGGGGGGGUGGAGUAACCACACGUGGAGAGAAGUUAGGAUAUAG
This is a messenger RNA of Dicrocoelium dendriticum, 4554 nucleotides long. The record is from the annotation of a GenBank genome assembly. Lineage: Eukaryota; Metazoa; Platyhelminthes; Trematoda; Plagiorchiida; Dicrocoeliidae.